Messenger RNA from Blepharisma stoltei, 4678 nucleotides. The record is from the annotation of a GenBank genome assembly. Lineage: Eukaryota; Ciliophora; Heterotrichea; Heterotrichida; Blepharismidae.
AUGGAAACUCCAGAAUUUUUAUAUGAUAAGGCAACUAUUUUCAACGAUCUAGUUAUGAGCUGAGGAUUUCCUCUAAUAUAGGUGUUUUCCCUAUAUGGCCUGAUAAGGGCCGUGGGUUCUCCGUGGAAUCCCUCUAUUGGUCAAGCCAACUCAGUGCGUUGGUUUGACCAAUUCACUGGUUGGUUCAACCAGCAGAGGGAUUCCACGGAGAACCCACGGCUCUUAUCAGGCCAUAUAGGGAAAACACCUAUAUCUUUUUGAAGAAAGCAAAAGGCAACCACAGAAAAUUUAGCUCAAAUCCCAAAACGCCUCCGGUUUGAUAAAGAUCUUGAAUUAAUAGAAGAAUCUUGACAAAAAGAACUGAAAAAGGAAAAGCCGAGUUUUGAACGGGCGCUCUUAAGAGUUAUAGGGUGAGAAGUAAUUAAAAUUUUUGCCCCAGGUAUUUUGUCACAAAGUUUCGGACUAAUUCAAGCUAUACUUGUCAUAUAUUUAGCUAGAUAUAUGAAUGAUAGCAAUGCAGAAGCUUAUGAAGGAGCCGGCUACACAAUUGCAUAUGGAGCAGUUGCCCUUAUAUCAUAUUAUAUGUGAAAUUUAUGCAUUUUUAGAGUGACUAUGCUAGUAAUAAGGCUGAAAUCAGUUGUACCUCGUUUAAUCUAUGAUAAACUCUUUGGGAUAUCAAAUAUGGAGCUAUCCCAAGGUAAUAUAAAAGGGAAAUUGGCUAAUGUAAUAGUUUCUGAGUUGGAAUUUAUGGAUGUCAUUGUCUAUAUUGUUUAUUUAUUUGCAGCAGUACCAUUCCUUAUCGGAUCGUUUUUAAUCUUACUCCCCCCCAUCCUUGAUCGAACGGCUCGCCAUCGUUCGAUCAAGGAUGGGGGUUAAAAAAAUUUAUAUAUAAAAAAAAUAUAUUUUUAUAUUGUUUUUUAUUUACUUUUAAAUAAGAGGGUUAAGAGUAUUUAAUAAUUAUUCUUACAGCAAAAAAUUGAAUUAAUUUCAUAAAAAUACCAAUUUUUAAUAUUUUGAUUUAUUAGUUACCCCUUUAAACUGUAUAAAUUUUAAUUUGUUCCUUAUUGAAUUAAAAUUUUUUUUUAAAAUUUUAAAGAAUCUCUAUUUUAUUAGAUUAUUGAAUUUUUAAGCCUAGUUUGAUGAUUAAAUCACUUCGAAUGGUUGAUUCCGUAGCCUUCUGUCGUCUCAAAGUCUCUGAAAACAACUUCAUUAUGUAUAUCUUCCCAAGCUUUUGAUAACUAAUAUAUUUUUUAUAUAUAUAAAAAUUGUCAUGAUAUGAAAAUCGUUCGAUCAAGGAUGGGGUUAAUUUUCCCAAUUUUUAGGAAUUUUUACAGUCAAUCGUUCGAUCAAGGAUGGGGGGGAGUUAGGCUUUUAUAUUGGGCCAGCAGGUAUCAUUGGGCUUAUUGUUAUUAUUUUUCAUUAUCCGUUCAUAUAUUUUUUAAGUGUCCUUAAUGGCAAAUACCGAGGAAAAAUUGCUUUAGUCAGUGAUUCACGUAUUAAAAUGAUCACAAACUUAAUCGAAGGGAUCAGGAUUGUAAAAUUAUAUGGUUGGGAAAGUCCUUAUUUAGAUUUGAUUUUUGAAAAAAGGAAAGAAGAAAUAAGUAAAUGUUUGAAAGGGUUAACUUAUUCAUCGUUAAAUAGAUCAAUGGGAAAUGGUGGAACUGGCCUUGUGCUUUUUGUGACAUUUUUAAUUUAUGUUUCUAUGGGACACUCUCUAGAGCCAGGAGUUGUGUUUGCAGGAGUUACUGUGCUGAUGAUGGCUCAUAGCUUAAUUUCCAAUUGGGGAGCAAGCGGAGUUCUCAUGCUAUUUUUAUUUAAAUCUUCUAUGAGAAGAAUUACAGAUAUAUUAUUAAUGAAGAAAAAAUUGAAUAUUAUUUAUGAACGUGAUGAAGAAUAUUCUGUAGUAGCUAAAGAUCUAAGUUUUUCAUGAAAUGAUUCUUGAAAUCAGAAUGACUAUGCAAAAUCACCUAGAUAUGACCAAGUCUCUUCAAGUUAUGAUGAUGAAAACCCAAGAUUGACGGAGGAAACUCCUAGGCCAACACUUUGCAAUAUUAAUUUUAAAAUAAAACCAGGCGAGCUAUUAAUGGUUGUAGGGCAGGUUGGAAGCGGAAAAAGUAGCUUAUUUAUGGGCUUAUUACAAGAAAUCCAAACAUACGGUGAAAAAAUGAAAAUUAAUGGGGAAAUCACUUAUGCUGGAGAAAAUCCAUGAAUUAUAUCAGGCAGUAUCAAAGAUAAUAUCCUGAUGGGCUUGGAAUAUAGUGAAGAGCUCUAUCAUAAAAUAAUCAAAGUCUGCUCUCUUGAACAAGAUUUAGAAAGUUUUGCGCAUGGGGAUGAAACUGUGAUAGGUGAUCGUGGGAUUACCCUAAGUGGCGGACAAAAAGCUAGGAUAAGCCUAGCCAGAGCAAUUUAUACCAACCGAGAAAUAAUCUUGCUUGAUGAUCCUUUAAGUGCAGUAGAUGCUGAGGUAAGUUCAUAUCUAUUUAACACCUGCAUCAAAGAGUAUCUAAAAGAUAAAACUGUUAUUCUUGCAACGCACCAAAUUCACUACAUCUCUCAAGCUGACAAAAUUUUGGUGUUGGAUGGUGGAAAUCAGUUGUUUUUUGGAAACUAUGAAGAGUUAAGAGCAAGAGAAGAUGUUUUUCACAUUGUAGGGGAGCUUCUUGAGCAAGAUAAUGAAGAAGAUGAGGAUAAAAAAGAUGCAGCAAAAGAAACUAACGCAAAAGUGGAAGUGAAAGAUAAAAUAGCAAUUGAAGAAGAAGAGAGUGCAGAGGGGUCUACACCUUGGAAAAUAUACUAUAAAUAUUUAUGAUAUGGAUUCGGAUCAUGGAUAGUUAUAGUAAUUGUCAUGCUAAUUGUGGCUGCUGGGCAAGUAUCAUACCUAGCUGUAAUUUGGUGGCUGGCAUUAUGGGCAAAAGCAUCAGAUGAUGAUCAAACUGACUCAUUCUAUUUAUGAAUUUUUGCAAUAAUAGUUGGUGUGAAUUAUGUUUUAACAUUCGCAAGAUCUUAUAUAAUGAGCAUAGGGCUGCUUAUGGCUGGUGAGAGAAUCCAUAAUAAAGCUUUACAAGGAAUGACCCUGACAGAAAGUGUCUUUUUUGAUAAAAAUCCUACUGGAAGGAUGAUAAAUCGGUUUUCGAAAGAUACCUUAAUGACUGAUGAAGUUCUUCUUAGAUACUUUUCAGAAGCCGUAAUUCAGUCUGCAACAGUUUUGGGAAACAUUAUUGUAUUAUCUAUUGUUGCUCCUCCCAAUAUAGCUGUUAUUUUUAUUUUUUUUAUAUAUAGGUGUUUUCUCUAUAUGGCCCGAUAAGGCCGUGGGUUCUUGUGGAAUCCCUCUGUUGGUCUAACCAAUUCAGUGGUUGGUUCAACCAGCAGAGGGAUUCCACGGAGAACCCACGGCCCUUAUUGGGCUAUAUAGGGAAAGCACCUAUAUGUCUUUAUCAUCGCCAAAAAAGUUGUACCCAUAACAAAAGACUUACGAAAAAUUGAGCUGAUUUCUAAAAGUCCAAUCCUUUCUUUAGCAAAUUCUACAAUCAAUGGCUUGGUAACCAUUCGGGCACUAAAUCUCCAAAAUAAAUUUCUUGAUGACAUGAAGAAUGCAAUAAUUCAUAGUGAAAGAUCCUUACUAAGCUACCACGUUGUGUUAAAAACAUAUCAAGGAUAUACAGAACUUGGUGCCUUGUUCAUAAACAUUCUCAAUGUUGUCAUAUUAGUAUUAUAUAAGGAUCAUAUAAAUUCAAGUUUAGGGGCAAUGAGCAUUUCUUUAUCAAUUGUGAUGGCAACAGUCAUUACUUUUUGGGCCAAAACAGUAGCUGAGGUAGAAAAUUUAAUGACUUCUCCACAAAGGUUAAUUGAGUAUGCUGAUAUUCAAGAGGAAGGAAAAUUUGAAUCGGAAAAUCCCUUCAUAAUAGAUAAAGGAAAAAUCGAAGUAAAAGAAUUAUAUAUGAGAUAUAGGGAAAACUAUCCUUAUGCACUGAAAAAUCUUUCAUUCACUAUUGAGCCUGGACAAAAAGUUGGAAUUAUUGGCAGGACUGGGGCUGGAAAAUCUUCAAUAAUGCAAGUUCUUUUUAGGCUCAUAAAUCCUUCUUCAGGAACUAUUUAUAUUGAUGGCCAAGAUUAUAUGAAUGCAGGACUUCAUCAGUUAAGAAAGCAAAUGUCUGUAAUCCCUCAGUCACCUACCAUAUUUUUGGCAAGUUUUCGUGAUAAUAUUGACCCAUUCCAUGAGCACUCAGAAGAAGAAAUUUUAAAAAUUCUAAAGGAAACAAAGCUUAAUAAGUUAGCCAGAUCCCUCCCAAAUGGAAUCAAUUCACUCCUAACUGGUGAAGGAGGAAAUUUAUCAUCAGGCCAAAAGCAGCUUGUAUGCUUAGCGAGAGCUCUUAUCAGGAAAAAUAAAAUUGUAAUGAUGGAUGAAGCAACUGCGAACGUGGACCCUGAAACUGAUAAAUUCAUACAAAAUCAGAUUAAAAAAAUGUUGGGAGACAGCACACUUCUAAUUGUUGCUCAUAGGCUGAGGACUAUUGUUGAUUCUGAUUGAAUAAUUGUUAUGAAUAAAGGGAGCUGCAAAGAGGUUGGAACACCUUAUGAGUUGAUAAACAAAGAAAAAUCAUUAUUCAGAAAAAUGAUUAUGCAUACAGGGUCUCAAGAAUCAAAUUUUUUGAUCAAUAAAAUUUUGGGCAUAGAAUAA